CCGUCUUAGCCCUCUUUUUUUUUUUUUUUUUUUUUUACCCCUCUUUUGGCCUUUUUUUGUGAUUUAUUAUUACCCUACGAUUACGCGAAAUAUGUCAGUUCGUGGUAUAAAAGCUACGAGAUUGGAUUCCUUCUCACGCUAAACUGAAAAAUUAGGGUUGUGUCAGCAGCAUUUGGGACUUGCAAAGAGAUAAAAAUGCCUCGUUAUGAUGAUCGAUAUGGCAGCAACACUCGCCUCUAUGUUGGUCACUUAUCUUCAAGGACUCGUUCCCGUGAUUUGGAGUAUGUCUUCAGUAAAUAUGGAAGAGUACGAGAUGUGGAUAUGAAGCGAGAUUAUGCAUUCGUGGAAUUCAGUGAUCCAAGAGACGCUGAUGAUGCUAGAUAUUACUUGGAUGGAAGAGAUGUUGAUGGGAGUCGCAUUACUGUGGAAUUUGCAAAAGGGGUACCAUGUGGACCUGGAGGGGUUCGAGAGUAUGUUGGCAGGGGUCCUGCUCCUGGUGCUGGACGCUGCUUUAACUGCGGUCUUGAUGGCCACUGGGCCCGAGAUUGCAAGGCUGGAGACUGGAAGAAUAAGUGUUAUCGCUGUGGGGAAAGAGGCCACAUUGAAAGGAACUGCCAGAACAGUCCUCAGAAGCUCAAAAGAGAUCGGAGCUACUCACAUUCGCCAGUCAGAUCACGUUCUACUCGCGGUGGCAGGAAUAGGAGUCCAAGUUUCAGCCGAAGUCGUAGCUACAGCCAGUCGAGGUCCCCUCCCAGAAGAGGGAAAAUUGUUGAGUACGAAGAAAGGAGAUCGAGGAGUCCAGGCAUCAGCAGAAGUCCCUUGCUAAACAGUGGCACUCCUCCCUCCAAAACAAGGAAGCGCAGCCCAACACCUGAUGGAGACAGCCCUAGAGAAAGAGGAAGUCCCUUUCUCAUCAGAGAGGAAAUAAUGUCUGAGCAAAAUAGGUACAGUCAAAGUCCCAAGGAAUCGAGCCGAAGUCCUGCUAGUCCUGAAAGGGAAAGUCUAUACCAAUACAAUUUCUUCUAUAUAAAACAGACGGACGGAGAGAGAGAUCCUCCCAGAUUCAACAGACUUAUAAUCAGUGAGCUUGAGCCUGAGCCUGAGCCUGAGCCUGAAUUUGGCGACUAUGAUUCCUAUUAUCUCACUUGGUAUGACAGUAGCUAUGGUGGUGAUGGCCCUUAUGGACAGCCCUUUUCAUCUUCUCAAGAGAGGCCCUUUGAUGAUUACAAUUCCUCACUUCAUGAGGAAGCUGAUGAUGGAAUGGAAUUGCCUUACAGUGGUCAUGGAAAUAUGCUUGGAGGUUAUGAAUCCUACUUUUGUGGCUACUGGGGAGAAGAUGAUGCCUGUUCUGAUAGAGGAUAUGAAGCUUAUGGCAGCAGCUUAGGUAAAGAAGACAGUCAUUGUCAAGGCGAAGAAAAUUUGGAUAGUUAUUAUACAUCCAAUGAUAUGCAACUUGGCUAUGGUGAUGAUCAGUGGUCUUCAUAUGGUGGUUUUAGUUUCAGAGUGGGUGGCAUGGAAGAUUUUCAUGACCAUGAUUACCAAGAGCUUCCAUAUAAUAACAGCUGGAAUGAUUCAAAUGAGAUAAUUCCAUAUGAAAGAAUCUUUGGUUACUGA
Messenger RNA from Olea europaea var. sylvestris, 1614 nucleotides. Its product is annotated as serine/arginine-rich splicing factor RS2Z33-like. The record is from RefSeq and is a predicted model, not a curated record. Gene Ontology annotation, molecular function: mRNA binding; zinc ion binding. Gene Ontology annotation, biological process: mRNA splicing, via spliceosome. Gene Ontology annotation, cellular component: nuclear speck. Bases 196 to 1614 code for a protein of 472 amino acids. The transcript has 9 exons. NCBI's taxonomy places the organism in Eukaryota, Viridiplantae, Streptophyta, Magnoliopsida, Lamiales, Oleaceae.